Chanos chanos (milkfish) is the source of this 2352-nucleotide messenger RNA. RefSeq names its product calcium release activated channel regulator 2Ab (gene cracr2ab). The transcript is spliced from 16 exons. Bases 1 to 2352 code for a protein of 783 amino acids. The record is from RefSeq and is a predicted model, not a curated record. Gene Ontology annotation, molecular function: GTP binding; GTPase activity; calcium ion binding. NCBI's taxonomy places the organism in Eukaryota, Metazoa, Chordata, Actinopteri, Gonorynchiformes, Chanidae.
AUGGCCGAGUUCACACAUGUCCGCGCCACCCGGGUCCACUGCACCGGUUCUGACAAGGGGGAGGAGGGCAUCGCUCAGGCCAAGCAGAGUCAUGAGAGGAGAGGUUCAGACUGGGGCGGUAUCGCUAUGCUGGAUAAGACCGAGGAGUUCUUCCAGAUCUGUGACAGCGAGAGAAAAGGUUACAUCACACGCACGGACAUGAGGAGGUUACACACAGAGCUGCCCCUCAGUGAAGAAGAGCUGGAGAAUGUCUUUGACUCGCUGGAUUCAGACAACAACGGUUUCCUAACACGAGGGGAGUUCUCUUCAGGAUUCAGUGACUUCUUGCAUGGACGAAGAGUUUCGAAAACAGACGAGUCGGUGGCCGCCCUCUCGCCGAAGGUUCUUGAGGCUUUGUACGAGAGCCAGUGGGAUGAGGAGUUAACGGGAAACGAGGAUGAGGAGGAGAGACAUUUCUCCAUGCUGAUGGAGAGCCUGGGAGCCAGCAAUGUCUUUGAGGACCCAGGUGAGGUACGGUGUCUAUGGGCACAGCUCAGGAAAGAUGAGCCUCACCUUCUGUCCAAUUUUGAGGAGUUCCUGGCCAGGGUUACAUACCAGAUCAAAGAGGCCCAACAGGAGAGGAGAGAGAUGGAGAGUGCCCUCCAGAGGAAAGUGGCCAGACAUGACAGUGAAAUCCGACGUUUGUACGAGGAGAUGGAACUUCAAAUCAAAAACGAGAAAGACCAGUUAAUUCUCAAGGACUCAGAGCGGCUGCAGUUACACAGCCAGGAUCUGCAGCAGCAGCUGAGGAGCAAAGAGCAGGACCUGGAGCAGCUGUUUCAGAAGCAGAGGAAACUGGAGCGUCAGUGUCGUGAAUUACACACAGAGCACCAGGAGAGCCGAGUGGAGAAUGUCAAACUAAAACUGACCAAUGAGGAGCUUUCCCGUGAGCUGGAGCACACCUGUCGGGAGCUGUCAUUGGCCCAGGAGCAGUUGGCUGUUCUGCAGGAGCAAGCUUCACGACUACAGCAAGAGAGAGAGAUGGAAAUGUACAGAAUCACAGAGGGGUUACAGAGAGAGAAACAAAGCCUCAUGAGACAAUUAGACCUUCUCAGAGAAAUGAAUAAACAUCUAAGAGACGAGAAGGACAUCAGUUCACUGAAAGCCAAGAACUCAAUGAAGAAUUCCACCCGUAAGCCGAGACUGAGCUCAUCCUCAUCAUCGCUGAAGCGUUUUGACAGGAAAGUCUCUACCUGCAGUGAAGGUGAUGUGGAGGAAGUGACUCAGGGCUCAGGCAGGAAGAGCACCGUUCUGCCCAAUGGUUACGCCCCCUACGCCACCUCAGGGGGUGAUGGGAAAGCGGAGGUGGAGGACCAUGCAAAGAGAAAAGGCCAGGGGGACAGAGGGAAAAAACCACACGACGCUUUAACACAGGCUGUUGAGGACGUUGACCCUGAGGACGCUCCACCUGUGGGCUGGCCACUGCGGAGAGUGAUAUCCAUCGAGGAAGACCACCUUCCUCAUCUUCUACAAGGAGAACCUCAGCCUCUUCUUCAUCAGCUCAGUGAGGAAGAGGAGGUGGACAUAGGAGGCACUGACUUGGAAAUGAGUUCAUUGUUUCCCUCAAACGUCUCGUUGGCCUCCACCACUGGCGAGUCAUCUCCGCCCCCAUCCAGAGGGAAGACGCCCCCUUCUCGAACUUCAAAGGUUAAAAGCAACACGCCCACCACGGCGAGAGGCCAGCCUGUUGGCAAGGAGACAAGGCGGAUGGGUCCAGUAGAAGGAGCCGUGACCUCUCCAGACCGUCUCUUUAAGGUCGUCCUGGUUGGAAACUCCAGUGUGGGGAAAACGGCUCUGCUCCGACGCUUCUGUGACGGCCGUUUCCACUCCUCCACCUCUGCCACUGUGGGCAUCGACUACAGCGUGCGGACUCUGAAUCUUGGGGACAGUCACGUGGCUCUGCAGCUAUGGGACACUGCAGGACAGGAAAGGUAUCGCAGUAUCACUAAGCAGUACUUCCGUAAGGCUGAUGGCGUGGUGAUCAUUUACGACGUGACCAUGCAGGACAGUUUCCGCUCUGUACGACCCUGGCUCACCAAUAUCCACGAGGCUGUGGAGGAUGCCAUUCCCAUCAUGCUCCUGGGCAAUAAAGCUGACAAAGAGAACGAGAGGGAGGUGCAGGCCAAGGAGGGGGAGCGUCUGGCAGAGGAGACACAGCUACUGUUCUAUGAGUGCAGUGCUUACACAGGAUACAACGUACUGGAGGCGAUGACACACCUGGCCAGAGUGCUGAAAGAACAGGAGGACAGAGAGAGAGAAAAAACUGUGGUUUUGGAAGAUGCACAGCUGAGGAAGAAACCCUGCUGCAAAUGA